Portunus trituberculatus (swimming crab) is the source of this 9710-nucleotide messenger RNA. It is a transcript of the gene Dlg5, whose product is annotated as disks large homolog 5-like. Gene Ontology annotation, molecular function: protein binding. The record is from RefSeq and is a predicted model, not a curated record. NCBI's taxonomy places the organism in Eukaryota, Metazoa, Arthropoda, Malacostraca, Decapoda, Portunidae.
CUCCCGCGGCAGGUGUGCGCUGCCAGGUGAGCGCAGGGAGCCGAGGUGUGGGCACAGGUGCACACACGUACGCGCACCAUGACCGUCUCCCGCUGUCCUACCGGCGCCUCCUCCCCCACCGCGGAGACUGUCUCCUAGACUCGGUGGCCAGGUGUGCUGGUCAGCCGGCAGGUGGCCAGCCAGCCACUGCAGGGCACGCCGAGGGCCAGGCUGACUCAGCGCCCUCUGUUCACCGCCCUGCGGCAUCUCUGCUGGUGGAGAGGCGCCGCCACACACCUUGCUUCGCCGCACCGCGCCGCCUCGUGCCUCGCGCCACGCGGCCUGAAGCCUCACCAUGAAGAAGAGCAAGCUGUUCAGCCGCCUGCUGCGGGGCGGCUCCGGGGGCAGCACCAAGGGCGCCUCCUCUGGCCCCGAGCUGGGUGAGGCUGGCGUGGCGCCCAAUCCUGUGGUGGCGCGCUCCACCACAGGGCGCCGCCGAGAGACAGUGGCCGUGAGCACUCCUGCGGGGGGCGGCACCUCCCCGAGGGAGUUGUACAAGCAGCAGCAGCAGCAGCAGCAGCAGCAGCAGCAGCAGAAGGCGGGCGUGGAGCGGUCCUCCUCCUGGAAGUACACCCACGAUCACACGCCAGACUCCUUCAGCAUCAACAGCUCGCCCUCCAUCCUGGACGGCCGCGGCUCGGCGGGGCUGCAGGGCCGCUCUGAGGAGGCGCCGCAGACCAUCGAGAAGAGCCAGAGCUGGAGCGGCGACCGCCUGCUGGACUGCGCCACGGACUCCGGCUCCAGCCGCGGCGGCACCAACAACAGCAGCCGCGCGGGCAGCGGCAGCCGCGCCGGCAGUCGCACCGGCACCAGCAGCAGGUCUUCCCGGGAGCGGCCCGCGGCAGGCGGAGGUGGUGGUGGUGGUGGUGGUAGUGGUGGGGGUCCCUCCAGCCUGCCCACCAGCAGCCGCACCGGGAGCCGCACUGGGAGCCGCACCGGUAGCCGCACCGGCAGCCGCGCCGAGAGCCGGGCCGGCAGCGACCACGGCGACUCCACGCCCAGCAGCAUGUACGACCAGCCCGUGGACCAGUCGCCGCGCCCCUCCUCGCAGACCGACGCCGACGGCUACGAGAACGUGGACCUACCCUCGCCGCAGCGGGACAGCGGCGACGGCAGCAGCAGCGAGCAGGGCAGCUCGGCGCGCCAGAUGGGCUCCCGCCUCAGCGUGCGCAGCGGCGGCAGGCGGUCCCGGCGCCCCAGCCCGCGGCGGCAGGGUAUCCUCAGCAAGAGUCCGCAGGAGUCCACGGAGAGUCGCGGCAGCCGCGGCAGCAGCGUGAAGAGCAGCGUGCCCAGCAUCGCCCUGGUCACCUCCAGCCCCGUGCCGCCUCCAAAGUCUGCUGUCAAUCGCUCGCCUUCAAGAAAAUCUCGUCGUUCCCCCAGCAGGUCCCCCAGCCGCCCCCCUAGCGGGCCGCCCAGCCGCUCCCCCAGCAGAUCUGACAGCAGCCGUAAGAGAGACAGCCGGCGGAGCAGCUGCUCCCCUAACCGAGGCCUGGAGGGCUCGCCGGUUCGCGCCCCCAGCAAGUCCCCGGUGCGGUCCGGCAGCCGCCCCGCCCCCGUUGACCCCUGGACACGCAUGGCGCCGCCCCAGGAAUCCGCGGCGCCGCACCGUAACGGUGAGGUGCACCACGCCCCCCACGCCAGCCACCGCAGCAUGUCCUAUGAGGAGGGGCGCCGCAGCCCGCAGCCGCCGCUGUGGAAGGCUAGGUCGUGGCAGCAAUACAGCGUGGGUCACAGCACGCCGCAGAGCGAGCGUGCGCGCCAGCUGGCCAAGAGCCAGUCGUGGCAGCAGCAGCAGUCCAUCGUACUGGGCCACUCUGUGGACGCAGGGCAGGCGCGCCCCCGCCACCACCACAUCACGCGGCAGGAGGCCGUGCAGCCCCACCCAUCAGCCGCCAUGGGUAAGAGCCGCUCGUGGCAGCAGAGCCACGAGGCGGAGCCCCUGCCCGGGCCCCUGCCACGCACCUACACUGUCUCAGAGCGGCGGGGGCGACGCUCCUCCAUCCGUCUAGCACCCCCCUCGCCCACACGCCCCAGCCCGCCCUCCUACUCCCAGUCCCCCGCCAGGUCCCCACUCUCUGCCCUGCCCACUCAGCACGCCUCUCCCAGCACACACACGCCCAUACACGACAUGCCAGCUCACUACCAACACCGCCAGCACGCGCCGCCCGUGCGUUCGCAGACCACAUACGGCACGCCUGGCCACGGCACGCCGCACCUCACAGAGUACGUGGAGCUGCGCAAGUACGAGGCCAUGGAGCGGCAGCAGCAGCAGCAGCAGGAGUACGUGGACCUGCGGCAGUACCGCGCCGAGCAGCUGCGCAGCCAACCUUCGCGGGACCCCGUGUGGCGCGAGCGCUACUACAUUCCUGCCACCUUUGCUCAGUUCAAACAGCUUCAGCAGCAGCAUAUGCAGCAGCAACAACAGCAACAGCAGCACCAGCAGCAACAGCUACACCAGCAGCAGAUACACCAACAGCAGUUAAAACAGCAGCAGCAGUAUCAGAAGCACCAGCAGCAGCUACAGCAGCAGCACCACCAGCAGCAGCUCCAGCAGCAGCUCCAGCAGCAGCAGGCACAGCAGCUGAUGCGGCAAAAGAGGCAGCGCACCCUGCAGCACCAGAAGUCCAUCAUGCCGCACGAGCAGGGCUCUCCGGGCCGCAUGGACGGCGAGUACGCCUCGCUGCAGGAGAUCCGCGACGCAGCGCGAGACAGCAAGGCCAGGCCGCGGCUUUCCACGGCGGCCUCGCAGGCCAGGCAGCAACAGCACCAGCAGCACCCGCAGGACCACCACGCGGGGCCCGUCAAGUCGUCCUCGUUGAUGACAUCCCAGGAGCUGCUCAACACACUGAAGCGGCAGCUGGCGCUCUCCUCGCCCACUCGCACCACGCGGAGCAAGAGUUUGGAGGCGGGGCGCGCGGCGGCGGCUGCCGGCAUUGACCUCGGGCCCGAGGAGACUGGCGGUGAGAGUGGCCCCGAGCAGGGCCUGGACACGCUCUCCCCAGCCCUGCUGGCCCUGGUGGCCGAGAAGAGGGCGCGGCUCAAGCGCUGCACCGGCGCCUUCUCAGGUAGCGGCGGGGGACGCGUGGCCGUGUUGCGCCAGGUCACCGCGCCACCAACGAGAUGUUCUUUGGUGGGGAUGACGAGUGACAGUGAGUGUGAGGACAAGAAGAGCUCGGCCUCCUCCACGGGCGCCACAGAGGGAGGCCGGGUGUUCUCCUCUGCCUCGCCACAAACCACCGCCGCUCUGGUCAGCUCCCACGACUACAACAUGGAGCAGAGCAACGUGGCCCUCCUGCGUGCUGAGCUCAAGAUUGUGACAACAGACCGGGACAUCAUGAAGAAGGAGCUGAAGAAGGUGAGCCGCGAGAGGGACGAGGCACUCAACAAGCUGGCAACGGUGCAGCACUCAGACCAGCCAGCAAACUAUGGAACUCUCAAGCAAGGAGACAAGAGCCAGGCUUCCUCCAGGGACUACGAGAAUCUCAAGAUGCAGUGUGAGAAGGCCAUGGCAGAGGUUCAGGGCCUUCUCAAACAAAACAUGGAGAUCACCAGGAAGUAUGAGAACACCCUGAAGGACGUUGACUACUACAGGAAGCAGGAGAGGGCGGCAUACACAGCCCUGCAGAACCUGAGGAUGCAAUAUGAGGAGGUGGUGGCCGAGAAACAGAAGUUAGAGCGAGAGGUCACCUCGCUGCAGACAAUAAUGGAAGAUGAUCGUAAAGAGAUCGCUGACCUUCGCCGGCAACAGCAGAAGGUUAGAUUCCCGCUCAAAAGACAGGAGACGGUGAUAGAGGCAAUCACACAAGAGGGGUCAGGAGAGGCGAUCAACCAGCUCUACAUGACCACAAUGCGCAAAUACGAAGCCAUCAAGGACGAAUAUGACUCAAUCAGAAAGAGAUACUCAGAUUUAGUGGCAUCACAUUCCAAUAACAUAUCCAAACUGGAGCUCACUCAGGACUUCCACAGCCAGGCCCCAAAUGGUCUCCCAGUGAUUUCCCCCUGCCAGAUAUCAGCGGAAGAAGUAUCACGCUUGAAGAAACAGUAUGAAGAAGUGAUGCGAGAGUGUAACGACGCAGUGAGGGAGAAGAAUUGCCUCAAACAGCAAUGCACAAAGGCCAUCACUGAGUGGGACUCCGCCCUCAGAGAGAAGAACAAACUACAAGAAGAUUUGCUUAAGGCCCGAGAGAAGAAUGACGAGAUGAUGAAGGAGAUGAACACUCACAUGAUACAGAAGCAACACCUCAGCAAGGAUCUCAAGAGGCUGCAGGAGGAGAGGAACGCAGCGAUGCAGGAGUACACACUGGUGAUGAGUGAGAGGGACACAGUGCACAAAGAAAUGGACAAACUGCAGGAGGAACUCUCUCAGGCCAGUAAGAAGAUUAAGAACAUUGAGCAGACCACCAACAACACAAACAAAGAGCGACAAUCACUUUUACUUCAAAUUGAGAUGCUGCAGAGGGAGAUUGCUGCCUCCCUGCACGACCGGGACAAGGCCAUCAAGGAGUGCAAUGACCUGCGGGAGAGAUACGGUGCUAACGGCGACACCAGCAAGGAGUGGGAGCGUUCAUAUAAAGACUACGACAGCUAUAAACAGGAGAGGGACAUCACCAUGAAGAGUGGGCCUGAUGUGGGUCCCUCCUCACACGACAUGUACACUAAGGCACAGAAGGAACGUCUGGACAACCUGGACCAAGCUAACCAAGAGAUAGACCGCCUUCGCAAGACCAUUGAGAAGUUACAGAGUGAAUUGCAAGAGGCACAACAGGAGGCAGAGGUGUCAAAGAGACGCCGCGACUGGGCCUUCAACGAGCGAGACAAAAUUGUGCAAGAAAGAGAAUCCAUCCGGGCACACUGUGACAAGCUGCGACGAGAACGAGACAGAAAGGUGUCGGAGCUGGCCGAAGCUCUGCGAGAUUCUGAUGAUAUGAAGAAACAGCGCAACGAGACCUCCAAGGAACUGAAGGAGCUGAAAGAGAGGCUGGAGGCGGAGCAGGAGAAGGUUGUGAGACAGCAGCUGCCGCACAACCACUCCCGAGACUCAGCCAUCGACACGGACCUACAGGAAUGGGAGAUAGAGACUCUGCACAUACCAGUGCAGAGCUCUGUGUCCGAGAACGAUGUUGGCUUUGUGAUCGCCGGCGGCCGCGACGACCCUCACUGCGGUAGCGGUGACGGUGCAGUGUACGUCACCAGCGUCACCAAGGACGGUCCUUUUGAGAGGAAGCUGAGAGUUCAUGACCAAAUAGUGAGAAUCAAUAGCAUGGACUGCUUGGGCCUGGACUGCGAGAGUAUCUACGCCGCGGUGAUUAACGGGGGCGGCUGGAUCCACAUGACAGUAAAGCGAAGGCGCAGUGGAGGCCGCAGCCUGCACACCGCCCACCUCCACUGCCCCCGCGCUGCCCACCACGGCCUCAUGCUGCACACAGGGGUCUACAUCGCCAACAUCCUGCCAGGGAGCCCUGCAGCAAGAGAGGGAAGCCUGGCCAUCGGUGACAGAGUGCUCAAUAUCAAUGGAAAGCCUGUGGAGAACCUGAGCAGCUGUGAGGAGGCUCAGGGCCUCCUGGAUGCUGCAGGGGAGGUGGUGCAGCUCACCACAUUCAAGUCCCAUGGCUCCUCCACUCUGUCAGCACCUCUCAGCUCCUCCUCCAGCGGCCACAACAUCACCGAGGACGACAAGUCAACGUCACCAUCGCGGCCGUACUCCUCGCCCACCUCGCCUUCCAAGGACUCCGGCGUCGGCCCUGGCCAGUCUGGAAGCCGGGAGCUGAUGAAGAAGCUGGUGCCCGGGUCUGGCGGCAUCCAUAGCGAGGAUGGCGGUGGCAAGAAGUACGGAAGCAAUGAGAAGGUGUACAACGUGACCAAAGUCACGGGAGAGAAGGGGUCGGCCUCGGGGCCGCUGGACCUCAUCAAGAACAUGGUGCGGCCCAGAAGACACAGCAGAGAGCGGGUGGACGGCCGCAGUGGCAGCCGGGACAAGGAGGAGAAGAAGAAACUGGUCUCCUCAGUGCUGGACCACGAGACAGAGAGUGCGCUGGCCCAGCUGGACUCGGUCAACAACCUGUACCACCACAAGAGCGGCAGCAAUGGUGGCACCAGCACCACCAAGCGCUCCAAGAAGCGCGAGAAGGAAAAGUCAGGCGGGACAUGGCCAAAGUACAAGGGUGCAGUGAGCAGCAGCUGGGAUGCUGACACUGGCACGGUGGUGUAUUCACACCACAAGAAGGAGCGUGGUCAGAUAUCUGUGUUCCUGCCGUCCUUCAACGCCUCGCCGUACAGGGACGAGUCCAAGCCGUACGAGCUGUACCACCAUGACGCUCACCUCAACACCCGGGGCAUGGCCGCCUCCCGUCCGCCGCCUACCAGCCCCCGCAGCCCACAGUUCACCCUGUACAAAGGCGUGGACAGCGGCGACAUCAAGUCUUGCUCUCACAGCAGCGCAGUGCAGGUCUUCACCAACACACAGUCCAGCGAUGGCGCCUACCCCAGCCAGGAGGUGUACAGCUCCUCUGUGGACAGGAAGAAUGACGACACAGAGAGAGGAGACCGCCUCAGCUCUCUCACACCCUCCGACAACUCUUCCAUCGACCUCUCCGUCAGGUCGGGCAACAUGGGUAAGGCAGAGCUGGAGUACUACGUCAGGAGGAACAUUAUCAAGUACCCGCAGAGAGACAGCGAGUCCAACAUGAGUCCUGUUGACCCAAACCCACCCCAGUCCAUCAGCCUCCCUCCCUGCUAUGGAACAAGACCCACCUCCCUCCACCACGGGGGGGACUGCACCCCCACCCACUCCCGCGUUCCUCACCCACACGCCAGCCUCUACUCUCCGCCCCUCGGCAGCCUCCAGUCGCCGCCGUCCUUCCCGCAAUUCACACCAGUGCCACACUUCUCCCUCACACACACACACACGUACCCACACAACACCAUCAGUUCCUCCGUGAGUGCCGUCUCCACACGCUACUCCUCCCCCCCCACCCACUCCCUGGUGCACUCCAACCUGCUCUCUUCAUCUCGCAGCGGCGACAGCAUCCUGCCCACCUCCGGGCCGGACCGCGACCUCAGAGACAGAAUAUACUACGAUAACCGCCACACCUCCUCCCCGACCCCCAUAGGAGUGAUAGGCACAGCCGGCAGCGGCACCUUCUACCACUCCCCCUCACCCUCCUUUGAGUUCUCGGGUCACCACAAACCACGCACCAUCCACCGCCACCCCUACCGCGUCGGAUCAGAGGAGCCCCCGCCCCUGCCCCACCACUCCUGUCCCCCUCCCUACCACAACUCCCAGCGCUCCGUCAUCGGCACCAUGCCCCGCAAGGAGGACGAGAGAAUCAGAAUACCGAGCAACGCCAGCGUGGCCAGCAAAAGCAGCGGCGGGAAGGGCAGCAGCAUGGAGAACUCAGAGAGGAGUUCGCCAAUGCCACUGAGCUACUCGGUGGAGAUGGUGGGUGGCGGCAGCAGCAACAGUUGCAGCAAGGGCCUGCCACACAUCACCCAGAUCAGCCACUCCGUCAACAGUCCACACUACCAGGACUACCGCAAACCAAACCCCGGUGACCUGCGGAACAUCCACAUUGAGAAGUCUUCCCAGCAGCUUGGCAUACAGAUCCGCUGCCUGGAGAGUGGCGGCGUGUACGUGUCGUCCGUCACCAUCAAUUCCUUGGCCUCUCAGGUUGGACUGUGUGUCGGGGACCAGCUACUGGAGGUGUGCGGCAUCAACCUGAGGUCCGCCACCAAGCAGUCGGCCUCCAUGGUGCUAUCCCAGUGUGGCACCUCCGUCACCAUGCUGGUCCAGUACAACCCGGAGAAGUACCACGAGGCAGACUGCUGGGAGGGCAGCAGCAGCGAGGGCAGUGUGGAAGGCUCCUGGGUCGGCACUCCCACUCCCCGCAACUCCCCCAAGCCCUCCUCCCUGGACUCCCAGCACCCCGUGGAUGACGAUGACCUCCCCCCUUCCACCACCUCCACCCUGCGGGGACCAUUGGAUCUGAGGGACACCCUGGACCACUCGCUGCCCCCAUCUGCCCGCUCCACCCUCACCCGGCCCGAGAUAGCACACGUUAUGAGCACGCUGAAGCGGCAGGACACUUUCUCCAGGCAAAGCGACAACAGCUGCAGCGGUGGCGGCGGCAGCGGCGUCACCAGCAGCUCGGUCGCGGGGGGCAGCAGCAGUGGCGGGGCUGUCAGCGGCGGCAACAGCGGCAGCAGCAGCAGCAGCGGGGAGCCUCGCCUGGUGUACCUGGAGCUGAACAAGUCGCACAACCUCGGCAUCCAGAUGGUGGGUGGGAAUGCUCUGGGAAUCUUCAUCCAUGCCGUGCCACCAGACUCCCCCGCUGCCCGCGCUGGCCUGCGUCCUGGCGACCACAUCUUGGAGUACAAUGGGGUGGACCUGCGCCACGCUACCGCAGAGCAGGCAGCCUUUGAACUCGCCAAGCCAGCUGACAAUGUGACAAUGCUGGUCCAGUACAACUACCAGAGAUAUGAGGAGAUUCAGGACCAGCCGGGCGACAGCUUCUACAUCCGAGCAAAAUUUGACCGGCUUGGGGAUGCCGGGGACCCGUCAGACCUGAGAUUCCGCAAGGAGGAUAUCCUGUACGUGGACAACACAAUGUUCAACAACGUGCCGGGGCUGUGGCGUGCCUGGGUGGUGGACGAGGACGGACACAAGCGACAGUGGGGCACUGUGCCAAGCAAAGACAAGGUGGAGGGUGAGAUGCGGCUCCAACGCAGCAUUGGGGAUCUGCAAAUGGAUUCCUCGCGCCGGGGCUUCACCUCUGCCCGCCGCUCAUUUUUCAAGAGAAAGAAACCGUCGCGCUCGUCCUCCAGAGACUCCAAGGAACUGGCGAGCUUCUCCGACGCCUCGCUCAACUCCUACACAGAGACGACACCGCUGCAUGAUGACCUCUGCCCUAACUCCUAUAUUCGGGUGGAGAGACUUGACUACUUGGUGCGUCGGCCGGUGGUGAUUGUGGGGCCACUGUGGGAGCUGGUGUGUGACAAGCUGUGCCAUGACUACCCACACAACUUCACCAGGUGCGUCCCCGAGGUCAGCAGACUCUCGGCUAAUGAACUGGAGGAAGGCGUCCAGAAAAACCUGAUUGUGGACUACAGGCGGCGAGGGUCACACUUUGAGGCCACCACUGUCAGCCAAGUGAAGGAGAUCUGUGACAAGAGUUGCCAUGGCAUCCUGGACAUCAGCCUUGCCUCUGUGGAACGCCUGCACCGCCACAACAUCUAUCCCAUCGUGCUGCUGCUCAAGUUCCGCCACCACAAGCAGAUUCGGGAAGUGUGUGAGUCCCACCACCCUCCUGCCGAGCGGAUAUCACAGAAGGAGGCCAAGGAGAUGUUUGAGCUGGCGGCAAAGAUGGAGCAGGAGUACAAACAUGUCAUCUCUGCGGUGACCACAGCUGCUGUCAACCUGCCCUACACAAGCACACAGGUGAAGGCGUGUGUGGACCAGGAACAGUCCAAGACUCUGUGGGUGCCGUCGGGAAGCUUAUGAAACAGGGAGCUGUGCACCAAUGGGAUCACUGAUGUCUGCCCUCACCAUUACCUGCAACUCACUACUCUAAUAUAGCUGUGUGUGUGUGUGUGUGUGUGUGUGUGUGUGUGUGUGUGUGUGUGUGUGUGUGUGUGUGCGUGUGCGUGCAUGCUUGCGUGUAUUAAACACAUGCACA